CGAAAGCCGAGAUUCCCCCGAAAUCUGUUCGGGACGGUCGGGGACGUGAUCUCUCCCUCAUUAGUGAUGGUGCCUCGUAAGAUGGGGAACUCGAGUGCAUCUUACCUUCGGGUGGAAGGUAAACAGUCUCUAUAAAUACGGAGAAAGUUGAAGUGAUACACUCAGUGGUUGCCUACCCAGCGCACCAAGAACAUCGCUUUGUGGUAGGAUAAAACUUUGGCGACACGAAAAUGCUCGGCUUACGAUGGGUAACAGUUGGCCUUUUAGUAGCGACAGCUGCGGCAUGUGUAUCCGGAUCUGGCACGGGGGACCUACUAGAGGAGACCGACGACGGCGGGACUGAGAACCCCUGGAUCCGCGGAGACACAUCAGUAGCAGUGCCUGCAGAGAGCCAGCAAAUCUCCGUCGUUGCAGCCCCCGACCUUCAAGCGUCAGCCUCAGGAUACGGCAAGCAUCACAAAGGGCACAAAGGAUACAAAGGCGGAUACCACGACAAGAAAAGCUACAAAGGGAAAAAGGGACACAAGGAUGAAAAGGGACACAAGAAGAAGCAUAAAGGAGACUACGGCAAGGAUCAUAAAAAAGGUUAUCAUGAUAAAGGCGGCAAGCAUUAUAAAGGCCAUGAGGACAAGCACAAAUAUUAUGGUGACGAACACAAAGGCAAGAAAGGAAAGAAAGGUCACCACUACGGAUCGAAGGGUCACCAUAAUAAGGGUCAUAAAGACAAGGGCUUCAAGAACGUGUACCACAAGGAAGAAUAUCACCACCAGAAAAAGUACUAUGACGAUCAAGACAAAAAGAAAUACCACAACAAAUAUGAUGAUUAUGACAGUUAUUUCAAGGCCAACAAAGGAAAGGAUUAUAAGGGCAAAGAGUAUAAGGGACAAACUGUAGAUAAAUAUGCUAGAAACAUAGAUAAUCAGGAGCACAUUGAAGAGCCAUUGCUUAUAGCAAGGGUGAGAUCCGCCCUCGACAAAAUAAACGACAUUUCUUCGAAUGCGAAAGACGAAAGCCAUGGGGAAACAGACCUCCCUGUCACCCAAGAGCCGGAAGAAUACUUUGGCGGGGUCAUGAGAUACGCCGGACGCGCUCUUCUCGAUAGAAGUUCGAAAGGAAGAGCUCGCUUCCAAAGAAGCAAAUUCUAUAACGAGCAGUGCCAGGUCCACGACCUUAGGAUGAUACGCAGAUACUUGAUGUACUGCGUUAAACAUUCUGGUGAUGUAGGACCACCCGAAGAAGGCGCUCCACCCUGCAGUGAGGAGGACUUAGGCAAGAUUAAAAAAUAUCUGAAUUUCUGCCAGAUACCUUUUCUGGCUAAAGCCUCCAGAGGAGAUAAGAGACAAUACAAAAAACUCAAGGUAAUAGCAAAGAAACUAGACAUGAGAAACAAUAUCAUUGAAGAUGAGGAAGUAUAUCAAGAGUCUGAGUAUGCUGCUGAAGUCUGUAAUGUCGAGGACUUGAGACAAAUGAAAAUUUACAUAGAAGAUUGUUAUUCUCGGAAGGAACCACUAAGUGGGCGACCCUUCUGUGAGCUUGCAAAUUACGAGAAGUCUCUUGAAUAUCUUUCGACCUGUGAAAUAUUUUUCCUGUCUAAGGCUUCUCGACGAGAUAAAAGGCAAUAUAGUCGCCUUCUUUCAAUGGCUUCAGCCAUGAUUCAAGAAGUAGACAAAACUGAGAGUAGUAGUGAAAAGGAGCACUCACAACCAGAGUGUUUAAUUGAAGAUCUAAGAGAAGCACAGAGAUAUGUGAAUGGAUGCAAAAAAUUAUUGAAAGGAGGCAAAUCUAAAAGGAAAUAUGGGGCCAAGGUCUGCCAGAGAGAACAUCUGCUAAAAAUAAACAGUUAUUUGUUGGGAUGCGAGGAUUUUUUCUUGGGAGAUGCAUCAGCAAGGGACAGGAGUCAAUAUUCGAAUCUCGUAUUAACCUCAGAAGUUCUCGGAGUGGAACCAGGUGAACAAAGCGAGUCACAAGAAGAAGAAAGAGUAGAUGACAAUAUAGCACAAUGUGAAAUCAAAGAUCUCAGGAGAAUACCCCGAUACCUGAGAUCUUGUGAUCAGUCCGAGUCAUGUGAAAUUGAUCAACUGUCGAAAGUUUACGAGUUUCUCGUGUCCUGCGAGACGUUCUUCUUGCAAACGGCAUCCGAAAGGGACCGAAGCAAGUAUAAUGAACUCACCAUCAAGGCAGAAAUACUGAGUACCCGAGAAAACAUCGAACAGUGGAGAGAAGAGACCGUUGAAGAGAAAAAGCUUAAUGCACAAUGUAAAUUCAAAGAUCUCAGGAGAAUACCCCGAUACCUGAGAUCUUGUGAUCAGUUCAAAUCAUGUGAAAUUGAUCAACUAUCGAAAGUUUACGAGUUUCUCGUGUCCUGUGAGACGUUCUUCCUGCAAACGGCAUCUGAAAGGGACCGAAGCAAGUAUAAUGAACUCACCAUCAAGGCAGAAAUGCUGAGUACCCGAGAAAACAUCGAACAGUGGAGAGAAGAGACCGUUGAAGAGAAAAAGCGUAUAGAAUCAAUCUGUAAAAUUCAUGUCCUAAGAAAGAUUCCAAAAUAUCUACGAGCCUGUUAUAAGUCGAGAGACUGCAAACUUAAGCGGCUAUUGAAACUUCAAAAAUUCCUUGGUCUUUGCGAAGAUUUUUUUACCAUAGCCGCUUCCCCUAAAGACAGGGGGAAGUAUGCUAAAUAUUUUCGAUGGUCCACGGAGAUCGUUGAUAAAGGGAGAUACAGGGAGGUCAGUAAGAAGGAAGAAGUGCACAGACAAGACAGAGGGAUGCGCUGUGACCUAGAAGAUCUCAGAAAAGUUCCGAAGUAUCUGAGUGACUGCACAAAAACAAAGACUUGCAAGAAAAAGCAGCUAUCAAAGGUGUUUAGGUUCCUGUUCAUCUGUGAAAUCCCUUUCACCAGUACUGCGUCUCACCGGGACAAGAAAAAAUACAGAAAACUGAUGAAUGUGUCAGAGAAAUUGAAACUAAAUAAGCCAGUAACUAUUAAACCUGUAAAACGAAGGAGAGAGAGCACCCCAACUACGUGCGCAACUCGUGAUCUAAGAAAAAUCCCAAGAUACCUAAGUAGAUGUGCCACAUCAAACAAGUGUAGGCCGAGGCAGCUGGCAAAAGUACAUAAGUAUAUGACAUCAUGCAAGAGGACAUUUACCAAAAAGGCCUCUCGAAGUGAUCAAAGGAAAUAUGCUAAACUGACAGCUCUCUCCAAGAGAAUAUUACACAAGAAAGAACCUAGAUUAAGUCACAAGCAGCAUAGGAGAGAGCGAAAAGUCAGUCCUAGACGCCAGAAGACGAGGGAGAGCAUCCACCAUCCCAAAUGCAAAGUGACAGACUUAAGAAAAGUUAAAAAGUACCUUACAAGAUGCACUGCCAAGACAACGUCAAGAGGAGGAAGACGACAGGCCCAAAGGGGAAACGUCUGCGGAAAAGGAAAAUUGAAUAAAAUGAAGAAAUUCCUGCUGUCGUGUAAGAGAGAUUUCUUGAGGAGGGCAUCCCGAUCUGACAUGAAACAGUACCACAAACUCAUUGUCAUAUCGAAGAAAGGAGUAAAGCAACAAGGUCGCAGGAAGGGCAAACAAGCAGCAGCUAGCAAACGAAAAGUAUGUAAGGUCGGCGAUUUAAGAAAGGUUCCAAAAUAUCUUAAGAAAUGUUCUGACGCAAUUCGACGAAACCUGAGGAAGGGCUCGAAAAUAACUGUUUGCAAAAAGGAAAAUAUCAUAAAAUUACGCAAAUACCUGGACGACUGCCAAAGUACUUUCCUUAAAAGCGCAUCCAAAAAAGACAAGAGGCAAUAUAAAUCCCUGGCCGCCUUGUCCAACAAACUAUCUCGACUAAUCCAGCGACAAAGUGAUAAACGAACUGACAAGAAAGAAAUCUAUCCUUGCGAUAAGGAUUCCCUACGGAAGCUGGAAAAGCACGUCAAGCACUGUCAGGCUAAGAUAAAAAGGGAUAAGAAAAGGGCGGGGGCUUACCGACGGCGAAAACAAGAAAGGGCCAGAUAUAUGCGCACCAAGAGGCGAUACAGAAAACAAAGGAGUUACCCCCGCAAAGAAAACGAGAGAUGCAGGGUUUGGGAGAGACGAGCCAGGCGUAAAUAUAGACAGGGAGGAAAAUACCACGACAAGUACGGCAAGAAGGGUGAUCACGAGAAGGGUAAAUACCACGAUGACCAUAAGGGCCACAAAGGCCACUAUGACCACAAGAGCCACUACGGGGACAAGAGUUCCUACGGUAAGAAGGGAGGAUACAAAGGGGAUUAUGGCCACGACGACUACGGGCAUGAUGACCACGACCAUCAUGGGUAUGGCCAUGACGACCAUCAUGGUCAUGGAUACGGCCACGGCGAUUAUCAUGGUCACGGGUACAUGAUGUACCCGGCAUUUGCUCCAAGAAUGCCAGUGUACUGCUUUCGACGAGAUUACUGCGCCCCUUUUAUUCCUCCACCUGUUUACUCUUUCCCCUUCCCUUACUUCUGAUAACCAUUCAAUAAGAAUGAUUUACUAACUCUUCCAGGAACUGCCCAAUAAUACAACAUUCCUUGGCCGCUUAACUGAUGCUCUGCAUUGAACACGUUGAGUAGGCACUGACAAUCAGUUUUCAAUAAAAAUUUAUUGUUCGUUUCUCAAAUGCUUUGCCUUUCACUAGGCGAAACGACGUGCUGUUAUUUUCAGUUUAAUUCAAGCAUGAAGUAGUUCUUUUUACUCGUUGUGACUAUUAAACCUUACGUUUUUCUUUCUAAUCAAACAACUGAAAAUGCUUUCAACCUCCAUUCUGUAACUAACCUUAAAAUUGUAGAUUACUUCUACGAAUCGGAUUUUAUUCACUAACAUCCAGAUAUCAAAUCAAACUUCUUUUUUUACGCUUGUCAUGUUCUGUUCAUUUCAGUUAUUCCUUUCCACUUUGUAAGUAGUGCUCAUAUCCACAAACUAAUGGCCCUUCCAAACUGCAGGAGGUUACGGCCAUCAUGAUCACGGGGGCUACGGUUCCCACUCCAGUGUCCAUCCCGUGUCAACAAUUGCCAAGCAUGAUGCCCCUGUACCUGCCUACCCUGCUCCUGGCCCGGCCCCUGUAUAUGUCCCUGCUCCUCAAGCG
Macrobrachium nipponense is the source of this 5088-nucleotide messenger RNA. RefSeq lists its product as uncharacterized. The record is from RefSeq and is a predicted model, not a curated record. The transcript has 8 exons. Lineage: Eukaryota; Metazoa; Arthropoda; Malacostraca; Decapoda; Palaemonidae. The coding region runs from base 231 to 4472 and encodes 1413 amino acids.